Messenger RNA from Gymnodraco acuticeps, 1472 nucleotides. Its product is annotated as trypsin-2-like. Gene Ontology annotation, biological process: proteolysis. The transcript is spliced from 7 exons. The record is from RefSeq and is a predicted model, not a curated record. Bases 91 to 1029 code for a protein of 312 amino acids. NCBI's taxonomy places the organism in Eukaryota, Metazoa, Chordata, Actinopteri, Perciformes, Bathydraconidae. Gene Ontology annotation, molecular function: serine-type endopeptidase activity.
GAGCCUCAGCUGGACAGCACACAGCACUGCAGCAGUGAAGGAGCUGCUGCUGGUGUCCUUCUCCCGGACCACCAUCCAGAGCGGGCUGACAUGCUGCAUCUCGGGCAGGAGCACCUGAUAAGGGAUCAGAAAGGUGCAAAUGGGCCCCUCUGUGCAGCCAAUGGGGUUGUGUGGAUAAAGCUUCCUGAGGUGAUUGGUGGCUGGAAGGCCAACAGGACAGUGAAGAGGUUAAAAAGCUCCACUGUGGCACCAGGAGGGCAGACGCUGGCAGAGAUGGCAGGCAUGAUGACAGGUCUUCUCCUUUUGCUGUUGGCCGGUGUGACAGUGGGCAGAGUGCUGGAUCUGCAGAAGAGAAUAUACGGAGGUGACAUAUGUGCUAAUGAUGACCGUCAGUACCAUGUGAAGCUGAAAUCAACUUAUGGGAUUAAUAACGUCAAGUGUGGUGGAUCUCUGAUCCAUAAGUUUUGGAUUCUGACUGCAGAUCACUGUGUGCCAGAAGGGAUGACAAGCGUGACAGCAUAUCUAGGUGUGCAUCAAGAUGGCCAAAACAACCCAUUUGAGAUCAAGGAUAUUAAAAGAUAUAAAGACGAGAACGGAGAGCCCCAUGACAUCGCGCUGCUGCUGUUACGUGAGCCUGCGAUGGGUUAUAAAUGUGUAGAUCUUCCUCAAUGUCACACACCUCUUACAAGCGAACACGUUCAGAUUGCAGGUCAUGGAGCCACUACGCUGAACAAGGAUGGUACAAGAGGGACCGAUAGCCCAAUCAAACUCCGUUGUGCAAACACACAGGUUGCUGCCUGUCGACACACAUUUCAAAAGCCAGUCUAUACAUCUACAUAUGACACCUUGAUCUGUUUCACAGAGACUGACGUUGAUAUAAGUCUUGCGGACUCGGGUGGAGGACUGGUGUUCGACAAGAAGAUUUACGGUGUCAUUUCUUUCCUGGUUGGUGAAAAGCCCUUUGAGAGCCCAGCUGGAGCUAUCAAAGUCUGUACAUACAUAGACUGGAUCAAAAAAAUAAUUGUCUAACAUGUGUUUAAACUUAUAUGUCCUGUUGUUUGACAGGCUAAAAUGAAGAAGAAAAAUGUUGAUUGACUCUAAAUUUGCAGGUGAUAUAUUUACUACUGGUUGGUUUACAUUAAAAUAUGAACUAUUAAUAGUAACGUCCUUUAUGACAAACAAACAAUUGUGAUUCAUGACUGUUAUUUCACAAUGUAGUGUCUGAGAUAUAAAUGCAAGUUUACACAUUGUUGAUUUCAAACUAUUGUUAUGAUCUUUUUUUAUUUAAAAUUUGGAACUCAAUUGUAAAAAUCAAAACAAAGAACCAAAUAUAAAAGUCUGUUUCUUGUGAGCACGCUGAUCUCGUUCUCUGCUGGCAGCUCAAUCUGAAGUAAUGCAUUUAAUUCUUGUUUCCCUCAAAAUCAACUUCUUGUUUAAUGUUGUCAUUUAAAAUAAAAGAGUCUAAAUCAAUA